CUGAUAGUGCAUCCAUAGAGUGCAUCAAGUGCAUUCAGGAAGCGGCGAACCGCUGCAAGCGUGCUCGUUUUGUUGUCGAAAUUUCGUAAUUUUAAAGUGCCCAUACAUAGAUCAAAAUGUGGAAAAACGUUCAACAAUUUCGGUGGUUUUCCAGCAAAAGUAGCAAUUUUUCAUUUGUUACGACACCCAUUUUCUAUGUGAAUGCAGCUCCGCACAUUGGCCACCUGUACUCGGCGGUCAUCACGGAUGCCAUCCACCGGUUCAAUAAUCUCGUCCACCCCGCGGCACAGAACUCAUCAAUUUUCAGCACCGGAACCGACGAACACGGAACUAAAAUCCAACAAGCGGCCGCUAGUCAUUCCGUCCCCGUGGACACCUACUGCCACCAAAUCUCCGAACAGUAUCGCACCUUGUUCCAUAAGUUCAACAUAUCCCACACACGAUACAUCCGUACGACCGACCCGGAUCACACGCAAGCCGUCCAAUGCUUCUGGAAAGCGCUGGAACGCUCGGGAAGCAUCUAUUCGGCCCAGUACGCCGGGUGGUAUUGCAUCCCGGAUGAAACCUUCCUGACGGACAGUCAGCUCAAGGAAAACGACCGGGGCGUCAAGGUUUCGGCAGAGUCCGGCCACCCGGUCGAAUGGACCGAAGAGAACAACUUCAUGUUUCGUUUGGACAAAUACCAGGACGAUGUCCUGUACUGGAUCAAAGGCUGUGAGGAUCGGAUAGUACCGAUCAAAUUCCGAAAAAUUCUGCUUGAUUUUCUCCAGGAGAAACUGCCGGACAUCUCCAUUUCGCGACCCAAAUCGCGGGUAUCUUGGGGAAUCGACGUCCCGUCAGACCCCACGCAAACCGUGUACGUGUGGUUGGACGCCCUGGUAAACUAUCUGACGGUCAGUGGCUACCCGCAGGCGGGAUUCGCUCAGAAGUGGCCGCCAACGGUGCAGGUGCUCGGAAAGGAUAUCCUCAAGUUCCAUGGCAUCUAUUGGCCAGCGUUCCUGAUCGCGGCAGGUUUGGAACCACCGCGGCAGCUGCUGGUACACUCCCACUGGACCGUGAACGGGGAGAAAAUGUCCAAGAGUAAGGGAAACGUCGUGGAUCCGAAUGAACGGGCUUCGCUGUACACCCACGAGGGCAUCCGGUACUUUCUGCUGAGGGAAGGUGUAGCCCACAGUGAUGGAAAUUACAGUGACACCAAGAUCAUGCGAAUCCUGAACGCUGAACUGGCGGACACGCUGGGGAAUCUCCUUUCAAGAUGCUGUGGGAAGGUUCUCAAUCCCGAAGCCGUUGUACCCGUCGUUCAACCAGACAUGUUCAGUGCAUUGAACACGAUGGACGUGACAAAGAAUAUGCUUGGACUUUUAAAAGAUUUACCCGAAAAAUGCAUGUCACACUACCGGCAGUACAAUUUCUACCUGGUGGUGGACAGCGUGAUCCAAGUUCUGCACGCCACCAAUAACUUCUUCGAAACGACCGCACCGUGGAAGCUGAAGAAAAGUCCCGAAGAGAAGCAACGAUUGCAAGCCAUCUUGGGUAUCACGAUGGAAGUUCUUCGCCAAGCAGGAAUCAUUCUGCAGCCGAUUGUUCCCGGAAUGAGCGAGAAGUUGCUCGAUAAGCUAAGUGUCGAUCGAAGUAGGCGGCAGUGGCGCGAUCUAACGACGGUGCAAUUUGCCGAAGUGGAACGACCGUUGGCCGAUAUGGAUGCCGUGCUGUUCAGGAGGAUAGUGCCGCCGAAAGAGGAGGCGGUGAAAGAGCCCAAGGCGAAGAAAGUGAAAAGGAAAAAUUGAAGGAUUUACGCAAUAGAGAUAUUUUGUUGAGCGAA
This is a messenger RNA of Aedes albopictus (Asian tiger mosquito), 1822 nucleotides long. It is a transcript of the gene MetRS-m, whose product is annotated as methionine--tRNA ligase, mitochondrial. The record is from RefSeq and is a predicted model, not a curated record. The coding region runs from base 117 to 1787 and encodes 556 amino acids. Gene Ontology annotation, biological process: methionyl-tRNA aminoacylation. Gene Ontology annotation, molecular function: ATP binding; methionine-tRNA ligase activity. Lineage: Eukaryota; Metazoa; Arthropoda; Insecta; Diptera; Culicidae. The transcript is spliced from 4 exons.